Molecule: messenger RNA, 2893 nt
Organism: Hippoglossus stenolepis (Pacific halibut)
Lineage: Eukaryota; Metazoa; Chordata; Actinopteri; Pleuronectiformes; Pleuronectidae
Gene: rad17
Product: RAD17 checkpoint clamp loader component
Exons: 17
Coding region: 200-2125 (641 amino acids)
Biological process (GO): DNA damage checkpoint signaling; DNA repair; mitotic DNA replication checkpoint signaling
Cellular component (GO): Rad17 RFC-like complex; nucleus
Molecular function (GO): DNA clamp loader activity; ATP hydrolysis activity; chromatin binding
Source: RefSeq, a predicted model, not a curated record
CGGCAAUCACUACCAACUUUACGACGCUUCGAGUUUAAGGUUUGAAAAGGUAAACUCAGCUUCACAGCUCACUUAAGCUUUUCAACGGCAGGCUCUAUACAAACAAUAGAACACCCGAACAAGGAUUUUAAGUGAGUAAGCAGCUUCAGCAGCACCAGCUCUUCACACCAGGUCCUCCCUGAACUGCUGCUCAGUGUGAAUGAUGAACAAGCUUUCUCUUGGAGAUAAAACAGCUUCUAGCAGAUUAAACCACUGGGUGGAUCCGUCUUUCACUGAUCUGCCAGCAGAAAGCUUUUCUCUGCCUGGAAGGAGUAAGGUUUCGGGCUCUAAGGCUGAGCCCAAGAGGGCGAGGAAGAGGAAAGGAGAGGACAGCAGGCGGGACCCUGCAACAUCUUACCUGCUGAAAGAGCCAGGCCAGAGGGACCAGGAUGAACCCUGGGUGAACAGAUACAUGCCCUGUUCACAGGCUGAGCUAGCUGUCCACAAGAAGAAGAUUGAAGAAGUCGAGAACUGGAUUAGAGUCCACACAAAGUCGUCAAAGGGUGGUAUCUUACUGCUUACGGGACCAUCAGGCUGUGGAAAGACUACAACAGUCCAGGUUUUGUCUCGGGAGCUGGGCUUCAGGAUUCAGGAAUGGAUCAACCCCACCAACCUGGAGCCAUACAGCAGCAGUCAGGAUGAGUGGAGGAUGAAUGGAUUCUUCUGCAGCUCCCAGUUAGCCCAGUUUAAGGAGUUCCUCCUCAGAGCCAACAAGUACUGCUGUCUACGAAUGACGGAUGAUGAUGGAGCUACAGAAAGAAAGCUCAUACUGGUAGAGGAUUUACCCAACCAGUUCUACAGGCAGCCUGGCAGCCUGCACGAUAACCUAAGGCACUUUGUGAAGACCAGUCGAAGUCCCCUGGUGUUCAUAGUGUCAGACAGUCUGAGUGGAGACCGCAGCUCGCGCUUUCUUUUUCCCAGAGAGAUCCAGGAGGAACUGGUCAUCAGCACCAUCAGUUUUAAUCCAGUUGCUCCAACCAUGAUGAUUAAAGUCCUGACCCGCAUUUCAACCCUGGAAGCAGGAAAGAGCUGUGGAAGAAUGAGUGUACCAGAAAAGGGUGUGUUGGAGAUGCUCUGUAUCGGAAGCUCAGGAGAUAUUCGCAGUGCAAUCAACAGCCUACAGUUUUUUUCCCUCCCAGACACAUCCUUGGAAAAGGAACUUUGGAGAAUGAAAAAGGACAGACCUGUGAUUUCAGUGGGCAAAGUUGUUUCCAGAACAAACCAGAGGAAGAAUAAGUCCAAACAUACAAAGGAGCAGGAAGAGGAACAGGAACAGGCUAUUGGAGUUAAAGAUGCUUCUCUGUUCCUGUUCAGAGCACUGGGAAAGAUCCUGCACUGCAAACGGGCGAAUCAUGAAGCAGCUGAAGGUGUCCCUGCACCUGCCCUAUCGUCUCACCUGGCACAUCACCACAGAAAAACAUUAUUAGUAGAGCCUGAGUUUGUUGUUGAACGUUCACACAUGUCUGGAGAGUUCUUCAACUUGUACCUCCACCAGAACUACCUAGACUUCUUUUCUGAGGUGGAGGAUGUGGCCCGAGCCAGCGAGUAUCUAUCUGAUGCUGACCUCCUCACUUCUGAUUGGACGAGCCGAAGCACCAUGGAGGAUUAUGGGUCUUCAGUGGCCACCAGAGGUCUUCUUCACUCCAACUCUCAACAAGUUUCUGUUGGAUUUAGACCACUUCACAAACCCAGCUGGCUGCUAGUCAGCAAGAAGCACCGGGAGAACUGCCUGGCGGCUCAGUCCCUGUUCAGGAGCUUCUGUCUGACACCAGUCAGUCUGCAGACGGAGCUGCUGCCAUACCUGGCCAAACUCACUAGUCCUAUGAGGAACCAAGCUCAGAUAGCCUUUAUUCAGGACGUGGGUCAGAUGUCACUGAGGAGCUUCUCCAUCAGAUUAAAACUGGAGACUCUGACAGAUAAAGAGCCGGGCCAGCUGGAAACAGAUGGGGAGGAGGAGCAGGAGGUAAAAGAGGAAGGCCGGGGUGGAGCUGAGGAAGGUUUGCCAACCAGUCAGCCUCAACCUACCACAAAUCAAGUUCUUUUGGAGGAGGAGGGCUUGAUCAUCGAGGAAUAUGACAGUGACUGACACACACAGCUCCACCGUACACCCACUGUCAUACUGUGACACACUUGCCCUUUUUUGAUUGUCCAGUUUGUAUUGUAUGGAUUUUUGUUUAGUUAAUGUGUUUAGUCUGGAGGAAGUUAGGGCCAUGUGAAAUAGUACAAUAAGUUCUGAGGUUAAUUUUGAUACGUGAAAAAUGUAGUUACUCUUCAAAGGUUGCUAUACUUACAAUAUUUUGACUUUAGUUUAGCCUUUUUCCCAGAUUGUAUGAUUGAUCCCAGGACUGAAUAAAUUCCCCACGUGCCCCUAACCCUCUUCCAUAGAAGGUUGAUGACUGUGAUAACAGUUCUGGUAUUACCAGUCAUUUUUCCUAACUGAGGUCAUAUGUACAAAAUAUGUUUUCAAACAAGAUUGUUGUCCUGUAAAGUCUGAAUUGAAUGGGAUGCUGUGGCUUGUCACAGGCUCAUAUUGAAAGCAUAGAGAUUAAGUAUCAACAUUUUCCAAAGUUACCCUUAACAGUUCAUUUCUAGCUGCUGAAAAUGUGUCAGUAUUUAUUAGUUCUAAGUCUGCGUUCAGCAUUUGUUGUUUUUGUACUUUGCAUCUUUUUGUUUUGAUGAUUGAUUGUUGAGCCUGGAGUAUUCUGUCCAGGCUCUAACCCUAGCUGAUACUAAAAUCCUUGUGUCACUCUUUCUUGAUGGUGAAAAAUAAGAAAUAUUACAAUAAUGCUUAUUGAGGGAUAAAUUGUUUGAAUCUAAAUAAGCAUGUGAAUAAAAACAAUGUUUGAAAAGCUGA